AUGGGGCCUCGCCGUCGAGUCAGGGUGGCCAAAUGCCAGAUGCUGGUCACCAGCCUCUUUGUCUUGCUGCUGGGCCUCGCUAUGGCCACCACGGCAGUGCUCACCUACUUCGGGCCUCACUUUGCUGUCAUCGGCCACGCGUCCUCAGAGAGGACCCCCUACGAAGCUUUGCACCUCUGGGCCGUCUCCGCAGGAAUCAUCCUGGCCGGGCUCCUGACCCUGGGGGCUGUGCUGAGUGCUGCAGCCACUGUGAGAGAGGCCAGGGGCCUCAUGGCUGGGGCCUUUCUGUGCUUUGCCCUGGUGUUCUGCGCCCUGGUGCAGGUGGCCUUCUGGAGAUUCCACAACCCCACGCAGGUGGAGGACGCCGUGUUGGACGCCUACGAUCAGGUGUACGAGCAGGCGGUGAAGAGCUCGUCAGGAAUCUGGAGGCAGGAGCUGCUGGCUAUCCAGGACAUGUUUCAGUGCUGUGGUAAGAGCCCCCCCCUCGGCCUCCCGGAGGGCUCGGAGGCUGACCUGUGUAGGGGGCAGGAGGCCGCCAGACAGGACUGCCUGCAGGGGAUCAGGAACUUCCUGAGGGUGCACAGGAACAUCGCCUCCACCCUGAUCAGCCUCGGCCUCGCCUCCAUGGUGUACGUGAUGCUGCUCAGCGCCUUCCUCUGGUUUGCCAUCCGCUCGGGCAAAUACACCCUGAGCCCACGGGACCGUGGCUGCCAGCUGCAGGAGCCCCGCUUCUACAGACGCUGCCAGGAGGGGCCCGCCCCUCAUCACCCGUCUGAAGCAGAUGCUCUCAGGGGCCGUCGGGGUCCAAGCAGUCGCUCGGGUCACCCUCCGCUGCUCCAGGACACCCACCCGCCUACACACAGGAGCAACAGAGACGCUCCGGCCUCGGCCCGCACGCGAUCCUUACCAGGAGGGGAUGAGCUGCUUUCCUCCACAUGGUGGUGGGAUGGGGAGGGAGGGGACCCCGCCAGACAAGCAGCCUCCAUGUAA
Mesoplodon densirostris (Blainville's beaked whale) is the source of this 990-nucleotide messenger RNA. It is a transcript of the gene TSPAN32, whose product is annotated as tetraspanin 32. Gene Ontology annotation, cellular component: membrane. The record is from RefSeq and is a predicted model, not a curated record. NCBI's taxonomy places the organism in Eukaryota, Metazoa, Chordata, Mammalia, Artiodactyla, Ziphiidae. The coding region runs from base 1 to 990 and encodes 329 amino acids. The transcript has 9 exons.